UCAUUUUAUCACCUUGCCAAACCGGUAGCAGUCCUCCGAACCAAAUACUUUCGAACCUCCACCGUCCAGUAUUGCAGCGCGCUGCAAAGGGAGGUAGAAUUGAAAAAUCCGUCGGGACAUGGCAACACGUAAAUCCAUUAUAGUGUUUGUAGCACUACUGUCUUACGUGUGCAAUACGAACGCCAUUUUAUCUGAACAACUUGACUGUCCAGAAGAUUGUGAUUGUCAUUUUUUCAGAAUCAAUUGGGUAACAGAUUGUUCGGAAAGCAAUUUGACGUCGAUGCCAUAUGAUGGACUCGACAGCAAUGUAUAUAUACUUAAUAUGAAUGGAAAUCUCCUAAAAGAAAUAGAACCAUUCCCGGCCGACAUCAAACUUAGAACAUUACAGUUGUCUGAGAAUUUUUUAACAAAAAUCCAAAAAACAACAUUUGCCGGACUUCAUUAUCUGCUGGAUAUAGACUUAUCAUCUAACUUGAUAAAUUAUGUUGAUCCUGAAGCAUUUAUAGAUAGUGCUGGAUUAAUUACGUUGGAAUUACAAGGAAAUCCACUGGAACAAGUUGAAGGGCCAUUCUUGUAUUCCAAGUCGUUGCUGUACCUUUACCUGGGAAAUUGUCAUUUAACAAAACUAUCACCUCAGUUUUUCUCCAAUAUCAGUGGUGUAGGCAAACUCGAUCUCUCUGGAAACCCUCUUCAUAUUAUUGAACCAGGCAUAUUUGAUCCUCUUACCAGUUUGAAACAUUUAAUUCUGAAUAAUUGCAAUUUGACGCACAUAUCUAGUGUAGCAUUCAGUAGUCUUGGACACCUUACAGUUUUGGAAUUAGCUGGAAAUAGUCUCAAAAGUCAUGUUGACUGGUCUCUAAUAUUGGGUAAUUUAGGAAGAUUAGAACACCUUGAAUUAAGACAAUCAGGCGUCUCAAAUUUACCAGAAAACGUAUUUUUCAAUAAUACUUGGCUAAGAGGUUUAGUAUUAGCCGAAAACGAAUUAUCUGAUCUCGAUGUGGCUACUACUUUGGGUCACAAUUUAGUUCAUUUAGAUUUUCUUGACCUCAGCUAUUGCCAUUUAAAAGGACCUUUAUCUGAAGAUGCAUUCGCUAAUGCAACAAAAUUACGAACACUUAUAUUAUCUGGAAAUCAUUUAUCUGCUGCAGACUUAGCAGUAGCACUUUCACCUUUAUCAAAACUUGUGAAGUUAUCAUUAAGAGAUUGCGGAUUGACAAGAUUGCCCGCGAAUACUUUCCAUAAAUUCACUAGCUUACAAGAGUUGGAUAUUUCUAGGAAUCCGCUGAACAAUGCCUUUACGGCACUUUUAUCUCCCUUGGAAUCGUUAGAACAUUUAGAUAUGGGUUACAGUAAUUUACAAAGAAUAUCAAGAACAACUUUCUUAAAAAUGUCUGCUUUGAAAACGCUAAUUUUGUCUGGAAAUAAACUUAAAAGUCUUGAAUCAGGUUUAUUCCAAAAUCUGACGCGUUUAGAAGUAUUGGAAUUGAAUAACUGUGGACUUAGCCGUCUUAAUGAUACAGUGUUCUAUGAUAACUUUACUUACCCAGAUUUGGAAGAGUUAAGGCUUUCAGGAAAUCCUCUUCAAGUUCCAGAAGAAGGACCAAUAUUGCCACCUCAAUUAUCCGGCUUAAAGAAUUUGGACUUGAGUAAAUGUAAUUUGAGUUAUUUACCCGAUGAUGCUUUCAUAACAACUCCCAAUAUUAGUCAAUUGUUGUUGAACGACAAUAAGUUAAAGAAUGAUGAAGAAGGCUCCAUCAAGUUUUUAGAAUCUCUUAUUGGAUUGGAACAAUUGGACUUGAGUUUCAACAAUCUAACAUCGAUUAAACCUGAUAAAUUUAGUUAUAAUCAUCAACUAAUGUCAUUAAAACUUGUUGGCAACCCUUGGAAAUGCGAUUGCUAUGUUGUGGAUAUGUGGGAAUGGGCUGCAUCAUCUAAAGGAAAUAUAGGAGUGUUGGUCGGUUCAACAAAGUCAAUAGCUUCUAACCUUAACAACAAGAAAACUAAAGGUUUAGUGUGCAAUUUCGAUCCAAAAAGCACUCCUAUUAAAGAAGCAAAAUUGAGAAGACCAGGAAGAGAACUUACCACCGUCGUACAACGUACGUGGGCCAGAUAUGUGCGUGAGGCAAAUUGCCCUCACAGUCCUGUAGCUGCAAGACCAGCUAGAAUUGUUACUAGGGAAGUUCAUGGAUAUGAACCAAUGAUAUCAGAAAUUAAGAACGAAACACAAAUUAAAUGGUUACCUUUUGUAAGCUUCUUUGCCGUUUUAUUAUUAGUUUCAAUAGUUAUGAUGAGUAUUUUAAUGAAGCGCAAAGAAAAAACAAUAAAAAAGGAUAAAGAUAUAUCGUGCGAUUAUUCUCAAGAAACUGAUGAUGUAGUGCAAUUUAAAGAUACUAAAAAUGUAUCUCGCAGAACAAUAAAAUGACAAACUCAUAGAAAGAACUAGUUUCUUAUUUUAAGAUUCAAAUUUUAAACGAGUAUUUUUUUUUAUCAUUAUUUUCUUUUAUUUUUUUAGUACCCAAGCACGUUUUACUGUACCAAAAAAAAAAAAUGAAUAAGUUCUCAUAAUACUUCGAAUUUCGGAACUUUAUCAUUUUAUGUAUUAUUAUUUAUUAUCUAAUAUUUUUUAUUUUUGUGAUUCAGUUUUUAUUUUCCUAGCAGAAAAGUUCCUAAUGAUAAUAGGUUGUCAAUGGUGUUGGAUACAGUCAAUCAAAAGCAAUGUUUCUCACUUUUAUAUCUUCAUUUCUAAUGCAAGGUCAUUCAGUGCAGGGUAAUAAUAAACUUGCACAUUUUUAAAUGAACAAUAGACAACUAGUCGAGUUUCACUGUUUAUUUUAUUUUAAUUAUUAUUGGGAUUGACUGAUCAAAUGUGUAUUGUAUAAUAUUCUAGUUGAUAAGCUUUUAAUGUAUUAUUUAUGCACACUCUCUGUAAAGCAACAACCUCAGACCAUAUAGAUUAUAAUUCUAGCCAUCGAUUGUAUGGCGUAUAUUAUUGUAAUCACAUUGUAGAAAUAUUAUAAACCUAUAAUAUUUAUGAAAUAUAAUAAUUAUAAUAUAUAUUACCAUUUUACCUUAUAUAAUAGUGCUAAGAAUACUUAGAUGUACCUAGACAAAAUAUAUAUUCAUUAUUCUUGUUA
Sipha flava (yellow sugarcane aphid) is the source of this 3134-nucleotide messenger RNA. RefSeq names its product carboxypeptidase N subunit 2-like. Gene Ontology annotation, molecular function: protein binding. The record is from RefSeq and is a predicted model, not a curated record. The transcript has 3 exons. Bases 119 to 2422 code for a protein of 767 amino acids. NCBI's taxonomy places the organism in Eukaryota, Metazoa, Arthropoda, Insecta, Hemiptera, Aphididae.